UCUCUCAAAAUGAAUAAGUUUCACAUCUAGUUAUCUAUGGAGUCAUCUAUGGUCAAAAUUCUGAAAUUUUUUGGCGUGGGAUAUUAUUUAAAUUGUGUUGUGGUGCUAAAGUAAAAGAUGUUUGAAAAAAUUAGGGAAAGCAAUUGUGUUUUUUAAGUUAAUUACAGUACAUAGGAAUAAUCAAAAUGUCGAUGUUUGGCUCAGAUUGGUGUAUUCGGAAUUCGGUGUACAAGGUUUUAAAAUGUUGUGACUGCAACAGCGAUUUAUGCCGACGCUCAGUAACCAUUCAACAAUUUGGUUUUAAUUAAUUUGAAUCAAUUUUAGUUAAUCUGCAUUAUGAUGAGAAUUAAAAUAUGUAUAUAUUAUAUUGUUUUCGGAGCUUAACCCGCAAAUGUCUCCAAAAUGGAAGGCUGGAAUAUAACUAGUUGGUUUCCUACUAAAAGCAAAUGUGAGAAGUAAGAACAACGGAAACGUACAACACAUAUAAUUAUUUGUAUUUUGCUCUGAAAUGGGGGCAGCAAUGGGGAAAAAUGGGGGAAACUUUUUAGAUGCGUUACCCUCGCAGGGCACAUUACACAUUGUUAUGCUUGGCCUUGACUCAGCCGGAAAAACAACGGCACUAUAUAGAUUAAAAUUUGAUCAGUAUUUAAAUACAGUACCUACAAUCGGAUUCAAUUGUGAAAAGACAAGUAACAACUGAGGAGAUAAUUGGAUGGCUCGAAGAUCUGAAUGAGGACGAUAAUGCAUGUCGACAUCAGAAAUGCCAAUUCAAUCGAUGUGACUUUACUUCCACCUGAAGAACAAGAGUUAUCCGAUUGCGAUGAUGCAGAUGAGGACGAUGAAGGUUUGGGCGACUUGGGCCGUGGGGUUCUAAAAAGGACAUGCGAGAUAAAAAAUGGCCAAUUCAGAAGUGGGUAAUGUACAGUAUUUAAUGAUGUGAGCAAUUCAAAAACCUCGCGGUCAGUGACUUCCACUCAAAGGAAAAAGAAAAAACCCACAAUUCGUCGAAAGUGGUCCAAAAUAGAACUAAAAACAAGAUAAGGCACAAACACAGCAGUACGCGUUCACACUCCGGAUAUUAUGGCAGAUAUCUUGAAUAACGAUUUAAGUCCACUACAAAUUCUUGAACUAAUUUUUGAUGAUGAUUUAUGAAAUAUAUACAAGCACAGACUAUAAAAUACGCUGUAAACAAAGGAGAUGAAGCGUUCACCCUAAAUCUUGAGGAAUUGUACACUUAUCUAGGCAUCCUUAUAUUAAGUGG
This is a messenger RNA of Anastrepha obliqua, 1261 nucleotides long. RefSeq names its product ADP-ribosylation factor-like protein 4C. The transcript is spliced from 4 exons. Gene Ontology annotation, cellular component: cytoplasm. The record is from RefSeq and is a predicted model, not a curated record. Gene Ontology annotation, biological process: vesicle-mediated transport; intracellular protein transport. Gene Ontology annotation, molecular function: GTP binding; GTPase activity. The coding region runs from base 509 to 700 and encodes 63 amino acids. NCBI's taxonomy places the organism in Eukaryota, Metazoa, Arthropoda, Insecta, Diptera, Tephritidae.